Saccostrea echinata is the source of this 907-nucleotide messenger RNA. RefSeq names its product ATP synthase mitochondrial F1 complex assembly factor 2-like. The record is from RefSeq and is a predicted model, not a curated record. The coding region runs from base 14 to 865 and encodes 283 amino acids. Gene Ontology annotation, biological process: mitochondrial proton-transporting ATP synthase complex assembly. The transcript is spliced from 8 exons. NCBI's taxonomy places the organism in Eukaryota, Metazoa, Mollusca, Bivalvia, Ostreida, Ostreidae. Gene Ontology annotation, cellular component: mitochondrion.
AAUUCGAUUAAAGAUGGCUGCGCCCAUGAAAACAUGUAAACCAUUUCAUAAAAUAUUAUCGAGUUUUCACAAAUCAAAGGCAAAUAAAUUGAUUUUAUUACGGAAUUACAAAUCAGGAGAAUUGAAGAAAUUCUUUAAGAAUGCCACCAUUGUACAGAAUCAAGGUUGGUUUGAGGUAAAUUUGGAUCAAAGGAAAUUACGCACCCCAUCAGGAAACCUAUUUCAAGUUCCCAGUGAACCCUUGGCCCUAGCAAUUGCAACUGAAUGGAACUCACAGAAAGACACAAUCAAGCGACAAUCUAUGCACUUGACUACCCUUAGCAACACUGUACUGGACAACCCCAUGCACAGAACACGAGAGGACAUCAUUAGAGGGGGACUUCACUUUCUAGAGACAGACACAAUAUUAUACAGAACAACAGAACCCCCCGAGUUUUUAGAAUUACAGAGGAGAGAGUGGGACCCAGUGAUGGAGUGGCUGAGGUCCAGCUACCAGGUGGAGCUUGAGUCUACCACAUCAUUGAUGCCACCAGAGAUACCGAACGACACGGUCAACAUUAUCUCACGGAAAGUCAACUCAUUGAAUGACUGGGCAUUAGUAGGUUUUCAAUAUGGAGUGGAAAACCUCAAGUCUAUCAUACUUAUGUUAGGAUUAACAGAUAAACUUUUAACUGUGGAAAAAGCCGUGCAGCUUGCCAGACUUGAAACAGUGUACCAGACAAAGACUUGGGGUAAUGUGGAGUGGCAUCAUGAUGCUGAUAUUUAUCAGCUCCAGUGUCUUGUAGCUGCCGCAGCACUCUUUGUACACUGGUGUAGCAAUGACAUGGCAACUACUCAUAAAACAACUUACAGUGACCAAACAUAGUGGGACAUUUUGUUAUAUAUAUUCUAAUAAUAAAUUUUAUGA